This is a messenger RNA of Eublepharis macularius, 3285 nucleotides long. RefSeq names its product klotho (gene KL). The record is from RefSeq and is a predicted model, not a curated record. Lineage: Eukaryota; Metazoa; Chordata; Lepidosauria; Squamata; Eublepharidae. The transcript is spliced from 5 exons. Gene Ontology annotation, biological process: carbohydrate metabolic process. Bases 1 to 2952 code for a protein of 983 amino acids. Gene Ontology annotation, molecular function: hydrolase activity, hydrolyzing O-glycosyl compounds.
AUGGCCCCCACCCCGGCGCUGCUCCUGGUCCUGGUCCUGCCGCUGCUGUGCCGCCCGCUGCUCGGGGCGCCGGGCGAGGGAGCGGGCGCCUGGGCGCGCUUCGCCGACCUGCCCUACCCGCAAGACCAGCUCUUCCUCUACGACGCCUUCCCCGAGGGCUUCCUGUGGGGGGCCGGCAGCGCGGCGUACCAGGUGGAGGGCGCCUGGCGGCAGGAUGGCAAGGGGCCCUCGGUGUGGGACGUCUGGGCGCGCGGCGGCGGAGGGUCCGGCGGGCCGGGCGCCGACAGCUACAACCGCCUCCAGCGCGACCUGGACGGGCUGCAGCUGCUGGGCGUCUCCCACUACCGCUUCUCGCUGGCCUGGGCGCGCCUGCUGCCCAACGGCACGGCGCCCGCCAACGCGGCGGCUGUGCGCUAUUACGCGCGCCUCCUGGCCGGCCUGCGCGCCCGCGGCGUGGAGCCGGUGGUCACCCUCUACCACUGGGACCUGCCCCAGCGCCUGCAGGACGCCCUCGGCGGCUGGCAGAGCCCGGCGCUGGUGGAGCGCUUCCGGGACUACGCCGAGCUCUGCUUCAGGCACUUCGGCGCCCACGUGCGCUACUGGCUCACCAUCGACAACCCGUACGUCGUGGCUUGGCACGGCUACGCCACCGGCCGGCUGCCCCCCGGCGUCCGGGGCGGGCGAGAGGCGGGCUACAGGGCGGCCCACAACCUCCUCAAGGCUCAUGCCAAAGUCUGGCACCUUUACAACAAUCAUUUCCGAGCAACUCAACGAGGUCAAGUAUCCAUCGCCCUAAGUUCUCACUGGAUAGAACCUCAAAAGAUGACUGGAGAAGAUAUAAUGUCAUGUCAAAAGUCUCUGGACUUUGUACUGGGCUGGUUUGCUAAGCCUGUGUUUAUUGAUGGAGACUACCCUCAGAGCAUGAAGGAUAAUCUGUCCUCGGUGCUGCCAGAAUUUACCGAAGCAGAGAAAAAGUUUGUUAGGGGAACAGCUGAUUUCUUUGCUCUUUCCUUCGGAGCAACACUGAGUUUCUAUCUUGUGGAUUUUGCCAUGAAGUUCCAGCAGCAGGAAUCACUCAACUUGAGGCCUCUCCUUUACUGGAUAAGCAAGGAAUAUAACAAACCCCAGGUCUUCAUUGUGGAGAACAGCUGGUUUAUUUCAGGUCACACAAAGACAGAUGACAGCAAGUAUGUAUAUUAUCUCAAAAGAUUCAUUAUGGAAACUUUAAAAGCUAUCAGAUAUGAUAAAGUCCCUGUCAUUGGAUACACAGUGUGGUCACUCAUGGAUGGCUUUGAAUGGGUCAGAGGCAACGUUCGAAGGGGUUUGUUUUAUGUUGACUUUCAAAGCCGUGAGAAAGAAUUGAUACCAAAGUCUUCAGCACUUUUCUACCAAGAGGUGAUAGGAAAAAAUGGUUUCCUUCCAUUACCAGAAAACCAGCCAAUAGAAGGGAUUUUCCCUUGUAAUUUUGCGUGGGGAAUUACUGAAAAUAAUCUUCAUAUAGAUACCACUCCAUCCCAGUUUCUUGACCCCAGUGUUUAUGUUUGGGAUGUCCAUCGAACCAAGGCUCUCAUUAAAGUGGAGGGAGUUGAUGCCCCCAAACGCAAGCGUCACUGUGCUGAUCUUGCUGCUAUCAGACUUCAGAUUUCUUUGCUUAGAGAAAUGCACAUCUCACACUUCUAUUUUUCAUUGAAAUGGUCUUUGAUUCUCCCUUCAGGUAACCUGUCUUAUGUUAACCACACACUCCUGUUUUAUUAUCAGUGUUUUGUCAGUGAACUGCUUAGAGUUAAUAUAACUCCUGUGGUUGCUUUGUGGAAGCCUAUGGGUGAGAAUCAAGGACUUCCUGUUUCUCUAUCCAAGCAUGGCGGGUGGGAGAACCCUUUGACUGUAUGUUCCUUUGAGGAGUAUGCAAGACUCUGUUUUAAAAAACUUGGCCAGCAUGUCAAAUUUUGGAUCACAAUUAAUGAACCUUACACAAAGAAUCUGACGUUCACUGCAGCACACAAUCUACUGAAAGGUCAUGCCAAAGCCUGGCACAUUUAUGAUAAAGAAUUCAGGAAGACUCAGAAGGGCAAAAUAUCAAUUGCUUUACAAGCUGACUGGGCAGAGCCUGCCUGUCCCUUUUCUGAAGAUGACAAAAUUGCUGCCAGCCGAGUUUUGGAAUUUGACUUUGGUUGGUUGGCUGAGCCCAUCUUUGGAAAGGGUGACUAUCCAGAUGUGAUGAGACAGUGGCAUUAUCAAAGAAACAGCAGAGACGUGUGGGAUUUCUACUUACCUUAUUUCUCAGAGGAGGAAAAAAAGCUAAUACAUGGUUCGUUUGACUUUUUUGCCUUAAGUCACUACACCACAGUACUUGUGGACUCAGAAAACGAAGACCCAGAGAAAUAUGACCAAAGACUCAAGGUCCAAAUGCUAAAUGACAUCACCUGGCUGGAAUCGCCCAGUGGAAGUAGAGUGGUACCUUGGGGGUUGCGCAAGCUCCUCCAGUGGGUAAAAAUGAAAUACGGCGAUGUACCAAUUUACAUCAUAGCCAACGGGGUUGACGACAAGCCGAAUACAGCUGAGGACAAGCUGAGAAUUUAUUACAUACAGAAUUAUAUCAAUGAAGCUUUAAAAGCCUACACUUUGGAUAACAUCAACAUCCAAGGAUAUUUUUUCUAUUGUUUCAUUGAUAGAACUGAUCCAAAAUAUGGCCUUUAUCAUUAUGUUGGCAACCAAUAUGAGCCAAGACCUUCCAUGAAGCUUUACAGCAAGAUAAUUGACAGUAGUGGCUUUCCAGGCCCAGGAACCCCAGAACUGGUUUGUCCAGAAGAAACUGCUCUUGACACAGCCUACCGUGCUUUCCAACCCAGAAGAUCUUUUCUUGCAUUUAUAUCUUUUAUAUGUUUUGCUUUUGUUGUUACUGUAUUUAUGAUAAUUAACUACUCCAGGAAGGUUGACAAAAGACACACAUAGCACUGAUCUUUUGCGUGUCCCUUGUUUCACUCUCACUUAGAUUACCUGGAGAACUGGAAGUAACUCAGUAUACCAUGGUUUCAUUAGUGUAAAGCUAUUUAUGUUGCCUCAUGCUGUAGAGCACUAAAAAUGAGUAUGGAUUGUGUCAUGUAGCUUGCUCAACUCUUCUCUGAGUUAGCAUUUUUGGUUUGUAGUAUAGCUGUACCCACCCAACCCAAGUUAAGUAAUCUAGUGCAAUCCAGUGCAGAGUUACUGCAGUGUUAAUCUAUUGAUUUUAAUGGGCUUAGAAUGGAGCAGGGCUUUUUUUCAGCUGGAACGCAGUGGAACAGAGUU